Neltuma alba is the source of this 1050-nucleotide messenger RNA. Its product is annotated as E3 ubiquitin-protein ligase AIRP2-like. Gene Ontology annotation, biological process: protein ubiquitination. Lineage: Eukaryota; Viridiplantae; Streptophyta; Magnoliopsida; Fabales; Fabaceae. Bases 275 to 1018 code for a protein of 247 amino acids. Gene Ontology annotation, molecular function: ubiquitin protein ligase activity. The transcript has 5 exons. The record is from RefSeq and is a predicted model, not a curated record.
AAGAACAGCAUAGAAGCAACACGAAGCACCCCCCUAUAGCCACAGUGUCUGACAGGGAAAGCCCACUACUCUUAGAGUGAGAGCGAGGGAGGCUAGAGAGAGAAAGUAUAGGGGUUUCGGAAACCCGGAUGAAUCUUUCUUCUGGGGUUUUUGGGGAGAGCGAUUCUGGUGCGUGAGUGAUAUUGUUUCCGCGCGAUUCUUUUGGAUUAAUUUUUGGGGCCGUCUUUGAUUUUUGACUGGGAAAAAAAAUUCUGUUUUUCGGGUUUUCUGGGAGAUGUACAUAGCUUCCAUGCGAAAGUCUUUCAAGGACUCCUUGAAAGUGCUUGAAGCUGAUAUCCAGCAUGCCAAUACCCUGGCAUCAGAUUUUCCGAGGGAGUAUGAUGGUGCAUGCCUUCAGAUGAGAAUGUCAUAUAGUCCAGCUGCACACCUGUUUCUUUUUUUAGUGCAAUGGACGGACUGUAAUCUUGCGGGAGCCCUAGGGCUGCUAAGAAUCCUAAUUUACAAGGUUUACGUGGAUGGGACAACCACCAUGUCUACGCAUGAAAGAAAAGCAAGUAUUAGAGAAUUCUAUGCGGUCAUAUAUCCAUCUUUAUUGCAACUUCAGAAAGGGGUCACUGAUACAGAGGAUAAAAAACAAAAGGCUGUAUGCAUGGAGCGGUAUCGAAAGAGAGAUGAUGAGGAACACAGGCCGUCUUCAGAUGUUGACAUUGAAAGAGAUGAAGAAUGCGGUAUAUGCAUGGAGAUGAAUAGUAAGAUCGUGCUGCCCAACUGCAACCAUGCAAUGUGCUUGAAAUGCUACCGUGAAUGGAGAACAAGGUCACAGUCAUGCCCCUUCUGCAGGGACAGCCUCAAGAGGGUGAACUCGUGCGAUCUCUGGGUAUUCACUGAUAGUAGAGACGUAAUAGACAUGGCGACGGUGACGAGGGAGAAUCUUAGAAGGCUUUUCCUGUACAUAGACAAGUUGCCUCUGAUUGUUCCAGACUCCCUUUUUGACCCCUAUGACUCUCACCUCAGAUAAACUGAUUGCAGCCAACACAUGGAUCUUACCGG